UGACUGAAAAUUCUAAAGAUACUCAAAGUGCGCGUGUAGCAUCUGAUCUAUGGAGCGUCAAAUCGUUCUGGUUUCGUCCAAACCGUAUACAUGGUUCACGUCCUGGUGAUAGUGCGUGAGGCCGCAUACAAGAGACCGAGGUGAAUGCUGAAACUAAGGACGCUGGUGGCUCACACCGUUUCCAUCGGACCCGAGAUUGUACGUUAAACUAUCAGAAUGCCAGCACUACUGAAAUACAUAGAAGUGGAGGAUUUCAAAUCCUACAAGGGAAAACUUAUCAUAGGACCGCUUAAAUCUUUCACAGCUGUUGUCGGUCCAAAUGGAUCUGGCAAAUCAAACUUUAUGGAUGCCAUUAGUUUUGUAAUGGGUGAGAAAACGAGCAGCUUGCGAGUCAAAAGAUUUAGUGAGCUGAUUCACGGAGCUUCGAUUGGUCAGCCAGUUAAACGAAGUGCCUCUGUCACUGCUGUAUUCAAACUGGAAGAUGGAAGUGAAAAGAGUUUCAUGCGCUCUGUUCAGGGUUCCUCAUCGGAGCACCGUAUUAAUAAUAGUAUUGUAACGAGUCAAGUAUAUUUAAACGAGUUGGAACAGCUUGGGAUAAAUGUAAAAGCUAAAAACUUUCUGGUCUUUCAAGGAGCUGUUGAGUCUAUAGCUAUGAAAAAUCCAAAAGAAAGAACAGCUCUGUUCGAAGAGAUCAGUAACUCUGGGGCCUUAAAAACAGAAUAUGAGAGGCUCAGAAGUGAAAUGCUCAAAGCUGAGGAAGAGACACAGUUUUCCUACCAAAAGAAGAAGGGUGUUGCUGCAGAACGUAAGGAAGCUAAAUUGGAAAAAGAAGAGGCUGAAAAAUAUCACCGUUUAAAGGAAGAAUGUGUCGAGAAACAGGUGGAGCUACAGUUAUUUCGAUUGUUCCACAAUGAGAAAGAGAUUGAGAAUCAAGAGAAUACCCAUAAAAAGAAGCAGCAUGAACUGGAUAAAAUUGCAAAGAAGAAAGAAAAACAUGAGGAGAAAUUACGUGAUCUCAAAAAAGAGUCCGGAAAACUUGGACGUGAACUGCAAAAAAUUGACCAAGACAUCAGAGAAAUGGAAACGGAAAUCAGUAAGAAGCGACCAACUUUCAUCAAGGCCAAGGAACGCGUUGCUUACAUGCAAAAAAAAGUGGAAUCUGCUCGCAAAGCCUUGGCUACCGCGAAAACUGCGGACGAUGCCCAUAAAAAAGACAUAAAAGAACUCCAAGAUCAAUUAAGCCAAGUUGAACAAGCUAAAAGUGCUUAUGAUACCAAUGUCGCUGGGCAAUCCCAGUCCCAAGGAAGAGAUGUACAGCUUGAGGAUGAACAGAUACGAGAGUACAAUCACCUGAAAGAAGAAGCAGGUAAACAAUCCGCACGAUACCUGCAGAUGCUUGAUUCAAUCAACCGUGAACAGAAAUCAGAUCAAGAUAGGCUUGAUAAUGAGGGGAGGAAGGUAACUGAGGUAGAAAAUAAACACAAGCAGAAAGGACAAAUGCGUGAUGAAGCACAGAAACGUGUUGAAAAGCUUGAGGAGCAUAUCCGGACCUCAGAAGCUGCCCUAGAGGACCAAAAGAAGCUCAGAGCUGAUCUCCAAUCUGACGUGGGUACAUCUAAGGAUAAAAUACAGAAUUUGCAGCGGGAAUUAGAGAGCAUAUCGGAACAGCUCGGUGAUGCUAAAGUUGACAAACAUGAAGUAUCGAGGAAUAAGAAGAAAACUGAAAUAGUUGAAAAUUUUAAACGUCUUUAUCCUGGUGUGUACGAUCGAAUGAUCAACAUGUGUCAACCCAUUCACAAACGUUACAACGUUGCUAUCACAAAAGUUUUGGGCAAAUACAUGGAAGCGAUUGUUGUAGAUACCGAAAAAACUGCUCGGCAGUGUAUACAAUAUCUAAAAGAACAAUAUCUGGAGCCGGAGACGUUCUUGCCUCUUGAUUAUAUUCAAGCAAAACCAUUAAAAGGAAGACUAAGAAACAUUCAAGAGCCGAGAAACGUUAAGCUUCUAUAUGAUGUACUGCAUUUUGAACCUAAGGAUAUUGAUAGAGCUGUUCUGUUCGCUACAAAUAAUGCGCUGGUGUGUGAGACUCCCGAAGACGCCAAUAAAGUCGCAUACGAUAUGGAUAAGAAAACAAGAUAUGAUUGUGUUGCGCUGGAUGGAACAUACUACCAAAAAGCUGGGAUUAUUUCGGGUGGAAGCUUGGAUUUGGCAAAGAAGGCCAAACGAUGGGAUGAAAAGCAGAUGUCUCAAUUAAAAUCUCAAAAGGAAAAACUUACAGAAGAGUUGAGAGAGUCUCUGAAAAAAUCCCGCAAGGAAUCUGAACUCAAUACUGUCGAUUCUCAAAUCAGGGGGCUCGAGACCCGUCUGAAAUACAACAAAAAUGAUUUGGUAGCGACGAAAAAACAAAUCGGAGAUCUGGAGGCCGAGUUGGAGGUGCUUCAAAACGAGCUAAAUCUUUUUGGGCCGACAAUAAGCGCUAUUGAAAAGACAAUGGCUGAAAGAGAUCAGCAGAUUCAAACCAUUAAAGAGAAGAUGAACAACGUGGAAGAUGAUGUGUUUGCCAGCUUUUGUGAGCAAAUCGGUGUUGCCAAUAUUCGACAAUAUGAAGAAAGAGAAUUGAGAUCUCAGCAGGAACGGGCUAACAAACGCAUGGAAUUUGACAACCAAAUGAACCGUAUCUUGAAUCAGUUGGAUUUUGAAGGACAAAAAGAUACUGAAAGCAAUGUAUUACGAUGGGAGAGGGCUGUCCAAGAUGCCGAAGAUAAACUGGAAACAGCGCGUCAAAUGGAAGCAAAUCAAUUGGCUGAAAAAGAUCACGAUGAGGAACAGAUGAAAAAGUUGAGUUCUACCAGAAUCAACAAAAAAAUGGAAGUUGAUCAAGAAGAGGAAGAAAUCAGUAAAGCCAGACGGGAAGUGGUGGCUAUCAGUAAAGAAUACCAAGCUGCACAAAAGCAAUUGAAUACAGUAGAGGCAAAGAUUGAGCAACGAAAGGCAGACCGCCAUGCUAUUCUGAUGCAAUGCAAGAUGGAGGAUGUUGCAAUUCCCAUGUUGCGUGGAAAUAUGGAGGAUAUUGCUCAAGAAAGCUCAACAAUUUCCAGUGAAACAACUCACGACUCUACUAUAAAUACUCAACAACAGUAUGAGCGUGAAAGUCUUAUUACCAUCGAUUACGGCCUUCUUCCAGACGAACUUAAGGAUAUUGAUGAAGAAGAUAUAAAAAAGACUAACGAAAAAUUGAACAAAGUUAUAAGCGCUCUCCAAGACAAGAUUCAGCGAAUACAGGCUCCCAAUAUGAAGGCACUGCAAAAACUGUAUGCCGCGAAGGAGAAGCUACAGGAAACUAACGAGGAGUUUGAACAAUCUCGUAAAAAGGCGAAAAAGGCAAAGACACAGUUCGAGAAGGUAAAAAAAGAGAGACACGACAGAUUCAUGGCUUGCUUUGAACACGUAGCAAACGAAAUUGAUCCUAUCUAUAAGUCGUUAGCAAAGAACCAAUCUGCUCAAGCAUUCCUUGGUCCUGAAAAUCCAGAGGAGCCCUAUUUAGAUGGUAUCAACUACAACUGCGUUGCCCCUGGGAAACGUUUUCAGCCAAUGUCCAAUCUUUCGGGAGGUGAAAAAACGGUUGCGGCUUUGGCUUUGCUAUUCGCAGUUCAUAGCUUUCAACCUGCACCUUUUUUCGUUCUCGAUGAAAUUGACGCAGCCCUUGAUAAUACGAACAUUGGAAAAGUGGCGAGUUACAUUCGUGACAAAACUCAUUCCCUACAGACAAUCGUUAUCUCAUUGAAGGAAGAGUUUUACUCGCAUGCUGAUGCACUCAUCGGUAUUUGCCCUGACGUCGGCGAAUGUCUGGAAAGUAAAGUACUAACACUUGACCUAACAAAGUAUCCUGCACAUUGAGGAGCGCUCCAGAAUCGUUUUUCUCAACAACCCGGAUGCCUAGCGCAGGGACAGGUAUAGCACUCUCAGGACAUCUCAUCAACAAGGCGCGGAGCAUUGAAUUACUACUCUGGUUUUUUUUUAAUUCUUGAACUAAUUCAAUUUCUCUAAUAUACAACGCUGUGCGAGUUUUGAUCUACGCAACUCGGCAUGGGUUACAUUUUAUUUUUAAUCUUUAGAAAUGAUUUAUUAGAUCAUCUAUUUGGUAAUCAACUUGUGCUAAUAUCCGAAUUUCGAAAAACUUCCUUGUCAGUACCUAAAAAAUCAUCAGUGUGAAAAGGAAUAAAUAGAAAAAAAACAGAGUUGAUCGAACAUA
Molecule: messenger RNA, 4252 nt
Organism: Athalia rosae (coleseed sawfly)
Lineage: Eukaryota; Metazoa; Arthropoda; Insecta; Hymenoptera; Athaliidae
Gene: SMC1
Product: structural maintenance of chromosomes protein 1A
Exons: 21
Coding region: 217-3897 (1226 amino acids)
Biological process (GO): sister chromatid cohesion
Cellular component (GO): nucleus; cohesin complex; chromosome
Molecular function (GO): ATP hydrolysis activity; ATP binding; protein binding
Source: RefSeq, a predicted model, not a curated record